Onychostoma macrolepis is the source of this 1029-nucleotide messenger RNA. Its product is annotated as trace amine-associated receptor 4-like. Gene Ontology annotation, cellular component: membrane. Bases 1 to 1029 code for a protein of 342 amino acids. Gene Ontology annotation, molecular function: trace-amine receptor activity. The record is from RefSeq and is a predicted model, not a curated record. Gene Ontology annotation, biological process: G protein-coupled receptor signaling pathway. Lineage: Eukaryota; Metazoa; Chordata; Actinopteri; Cypriniformes; Cyprinidae. The transcript has a single exon.
AUGAUUUCAAAUGAAACUGAUAUUGAGAAUGUGCUUCUCUGCUAUCCACUCCAGCCGGACUCCUGUCCCAGAGCUCAUCGACUUACCAUCCUUAGAGUGGCAAUGUAUGUUUUCAUGCUGCUGAUGAUCCUCACAACAGUUUUUGGGAACCUGCUGAUCAUCAUCUCCAUCUUUCACUUCAAACAGCUACAGUCUCCAACUCACAUGAUUGUUCAGUCGCUGGCAGCUUGCGAUUGUCUGCUGGGCUCUUUGGUCAUGCCGUACAGCAUGGUGCGAUCUGUUGAAGGCUGCUGGUAUCUGGGAGAUGUUGUGUGUAAAAUUCAUUCUAGUUUGGACAUGACUUUCAGUAUCUCUUCCAUAUUGCAUCUCAGUUUAAUUGCUAUCGACAGGUACUGGGCCAUUUGUGACCCUCUGAGGUACAAAAUGAGGAUCACAAACAGCACUGUGGCUGUAUUUAUUACCUUCACAUGGCUGUUUUCAUUUGUGUAUAGCUUUUCUGUUGUGUUUACAGGGGUAAACAAUGUUGGUUUGGAAGAACUUAUAUUGCAGAUUUCUUGUUUUGGUGGCUGUGUUUUGUUUUUUAACAAAGAAUGGGGCCUAAUUUGUGCACUUUUUGUGUUCCUGAUUCCAGGAACUAUCAUGAGCUCUCUGUACAUGAGCAUCUUCAAUGUAGUGAAAAAACAUGCAAAAGUCCUGUCAGAGAAAGUGUCUGUUGCCCCCACUGUAGGCGGUAAUUGCCAAACCUCUUCACAGAGAGAGAGAAAAGCAGCUAAAACUCUGGCCAUUGUCAUGGGUGUUUUUUAUUUCUGCUGGCUGCCUUUUUUUACCGCCACUGCUAUUGACCCUUUUCUUAAUUUCGUGACUCCUGGUGAUGUUUUUGAUGCUUUGGUUUGGUUUGGAUACUUUAACUCCACUUGUAACCCAUUGAUCUAUGGUUUUUUCUAUCCUCGUUUUCAGAAGGCCUUUAAGAUUCUCAUAUCUACUUAUAUCUGUGGUGCCAGUGAGACACACACCUUGACAUUUGAAUGA